Messenger RNA from Diabrotica balteata, 3204 nucleotides. The record is from the annotation of a GenBank genome assembly. NCBI's taxonomy places the organism in Eukaryota, Metazoa, Arthropoda, Insecta, Coleoptera, Chrysomelidae.
AUGCAAAGAAAAAUGGAAGAAUUUGCGGACUGCACUGAAACGAGCUCAAAACAAGCUACCGUCAGAAUCUCAUGCCAAAAAGAAAAAAUAUUAUUUAAACGAUGUAAUGUCAUUUCUUUUUUAAUGUCGAUGCCACAGUCUGGUAAUCUACCCUCACCGAGUAGAGACAAUGAUAACGACUUAGCAGAACCUCCCAUAGAAGUGACAGAAACUAAUACGAGUACCAAUAAUACAGAUUCAACCGUCAUAGAAGAAGACAAUAAAGACCCCCUGAUACUCAAGAUUGUGAAGAUAUAUUACAUAGUAUGCCCAGAGGUAACCGUAAACUUCGCUAGAUUUCCUUCAACGCCAACAGGCAAGGAAAUCACCCUUAUUGAGCAAGCCACUGGUACUUGCGUAAGCAAUGCCGAGGUCGUCGGUGCUACUCCAACGUACCUCUGCAAAGGCGAUGGUAAAUGGACGCUACCUACUGGUGGAUGCAAGUGCAAGGCUGGCUUUCAACCUGAUAUGGACAAACAAACCUGUAACGAAUGUCAACAAGAAACUUAUAAGGCUGAAAUUGGUGAUGGUCCAUGUCUUCCAUGUCCUGCGUUUUCUCAAGGACCUCACUAUGGCUUGACGGAAUGUCGAUGUAUUUCUGGAUAUUACAGAGCACCUAGUGACCCUAAAAAUAUGUCAUGCACACAACCGCCGUCUGCACCACAGAACUUGACUGUAAGCUUCGUAGAUCAAUCAACUGUAAUUUUGAGUUGGCUACCUCCAGAAACCCUGGGUGGGAGGACAGACACUGCGUACAGGAUAAAAUGCGACGUUUGUAGUUUGGGACUAGUCCAGUAUAACCCAAGCAUGAUCUUUGCAGAAAAUGGUGUCUCGCACAUGUCUAUGAGGGAUUCCCCUCAAUAUGCUGAUAUUGUUGUUACGACUGAAGCUUCAGUAGCUAGCAGCAUUACUAAUAUUAGAGUCACAUCUGUCAAAAGCACAGAAAUUACAUUAGCAUGGGAUGCACCUUCUAUCAACGAUGGAUCUGAUAAUGAGAAUGAUUUGGUUGAAACAUAUGAGAUUCGAUGGUUCCAAAGAAAUGAUAUAGACUACAGCAACAACAGUUUGUUGAUCUCAGACCUGUCUGUAACCAUUACUGGAUUGCAACAACGAACAGAAUAUGGAUUACAAGUACGAGCUAAAACUCAACGAGGAUGGGGAGCAUAUUCUCCGGUUAUUUUCAAAACAACCGGUCAGAUAUUGAAUCCAGCAUACAUAGGCGAGGAAGAAGGUCUCAGGCUACAACUUGUCGCGGGUGGAAUUGUUGCUGUAGUGGUAAUUUUGGUUGCGGUUAUAGUUCUCACUGUAGUUUUUCUCAGAUCGCGAUCAAACGACGAAUGUAACAAGAAGCAACCCAGCGAUUGUGAUACAUUAGAGUAUCGUAAUGGAGAAGUGACAACGCCUCUCUUUACUGGAAUAAGUGGUUCUUCAAGAACCUAUAUAGAUCCUCAUACAUAUGAAGAUCCCAACCAAGCAGUAAGAGAAUUUGCCAGAGAAAUAGAUGCUAGUUGUAUUACAAUCGAAGCCAUUAUAGGAGGAGGAGAAUUUGGUGAUGUGUGUCGAGGAAAACUAAAAAUGAACGGAGUCGAUAUUGACGUAGCAAUAAAAACCCUAAAAGCUGGGUCCUUGGACAAAUCCCGUAACGAUUUCCUUACAGAAGCGUCAAUAAUGGGACAAUUUGAACAUCCAAACGUUAUCUUUUUACAAGGUGUAGUUACAAAGUCGAAUCCUGUCAUGAUUAUCACAGAAUAUAUGGAAAAUGGAUCACUUGAUACUUUCCUACGGGCAAACGACGGAAAAUUCCAAGUGAUUCAGCUGACGGGUAUGUUAAGGGGUAUCGCAUCGGGUAUGCAGUACUUAAGUGAAAUGAAUUAUGUACAUCGAGAUUUAGCAGCAAGAAACGUGUUGGUAAAUUCGCAGUUAGUUUGUAAAAUAGCAGAUUUCGGUCUCAGCCGAGAAAUUGAAAGUGCCACUGAAGGAGCUUACACAACAAGGGGAGGAAAAAUUCCGGUGCGAUGGACAGCCCCAGAAGCCAUCGCCUUCCGUAAGUUUACUUCCGCAAGUGAUGUGUGGUCAAUGGGCAUAGUGUGUUGGGAGGUAAUGUCUUAUGGAGAACGGCCGUACUGGAACUGGUCGAAUCAAGAUGUCAUUAAAAGCAUCGAAAAAGGAUAUAGAUUGCCAGCGCCGAUGGAUUGCCCGGAGGCUAUUUACCAAUUAAUGUUAGACUGUUGGCAGAAAGAGAGGACACACAGGCCUACUUUCCAGUCGAUUGUAAAAACUUUAGAUAAAUUAAUUCGAGUCCCCGAUACCCUAAGAAAAAUUGCUCAGAAUCGCUGUCAGCUGCCAUAUAAUCUUCCCUGGCCUUCACAAAACAUACCCUCUCACAUUACCUCAGUCAUGCAAUUAUCAGAACUACCUCAUCUGCAUCAUAAUCCCUACUUUGGUUCGCUUCAAAGGCGUAUAAACUAUGCACAAAAUGUAGCAGAAGUUGAAACCCAUCCAUACUAUGGACUUCCAGAUGUCAUUUUGCUACAGAAUUAUGGUGUCGUAUCUGAUAUAACGCACAAUGAACUAGAUCUGCGAAGAAGAUUGGAAAAUGAGUACCGAAACUCAGUGAUAGAACAUGAAAUGAAACAGAGAUUCAGCAGCUUACUUAACCUGAAACAAGACAAUCUCUUUGAGGCGAAUAGUGGUAACCAACUGAGGGAACUAAACACGAAUAUGUGGUUAAAUAACAACUUCGGAAAUGAUAGCAGGGAAUCAAACUUUAAGCAUAAAUCCCCAUUCUAUCCGAAUAUAGAUAUUCGACAAAAUAUAGACGGACCAGGAACUGCCAACAUGUUCUUUGACGAUGGCGACGAAUACGACCAACAGACAGAAAACUUUUUCGGAAAAAAACCGGAUCUCUUUAACGACAACAACGACUAUAGCAAAAGACCAGACCAUUUCUUCACGCAAAUGAUAAACAAAUCUGGUUCUGAUCUACUGGAACUAAGUGAACAGUUUUCUGAUAACUUCAAAGACGAAUCGAGUGCGGCCAAUACCAGUUCUGAUAAUUUAUUUAAUGAUGAAACUAAUGUAGAGAGGGUUGAAGCUAAGCCCGAUGUAGCGGAUACGAAUAACGCUCAGACUGGGGGAGCUUGGGUCAAUUUUGUUAAUGUGUAA